Messenger RNA from Eriocheir sinensis (Chinese mitten crab), 1068 nucleotides. Its product is annotated as cyclic nucleotide-gated cation channel beta-1-like. The record is from RefSeq and is a predicted model, not a curated record. The transcript is spliced from 5 exons. Gene Ontology annotation, biological process: intracellular calcium ion homeostasis; calcium ion transmembrane transport. The coding region runs from base 127 to 1068 and encodes 313 amino acids. Gene Ontology annotation, molecular function: calcium, potassium:sodium antiporter activity; calcium channel activity. NCBI's taxonomy places the organism in Eukaryota, Metazoa, Arthropoda, Malacostraca, Decapoda, Varunidae. Gene Ontology annotation, cellular component: membrane.
GUGGGUGUGUGUCGCUUUGCUCCUACCCUCUUGAUAAUAGUUCUCACCUCCCCCCCUCCCCCCUUCUCUCUCUCUCCCCUCUCUCUCUCUCUCUCCCCUCCACGCCGCUCGCUGGGGAGACACAGAAUGUCUCUCUCACAACGCUUGGGUAUCAGAUCAAGAAGGUCCCGUCUGAAGCCUCUCCUAAUCGCAACAUCCGCCUACCUCGUCCUGGUCACUCUUAUAACACAUGGAAUCAGUCUGCCAGGAGCGGAAGACAAAUGGAAGAAGAGCGAGGAUGCAGACCGCAGCCUCCUCCUCCUCUCUUCCUCCUCCUCUUCCUCCUCCUCCUCCUUCUUCCUCCCUUCUAGAUCUCUCCUAGAAUCAAAAAACGAGAGGAAGGAAGAGGAAAAGGAAGAGGAGGAGAGGGAACAUACGAAGACGAAGGAGGAGGAGGAGGAAGAAGAAGAGGAGGAGGAGGAGGAGAGAGCGGAAAAACACAUACAUAAUCACAAAAUACAGGAAGAGGAGGGGACGAGGAGAGAAGAGGAGGAGGAAGGAAGAAGGGAAGAAGAAGGAGGACAUAAGAAGAAAAAAAUACAGAAAACCCGCGAAGAAAACGAAGAAAAUGAAGAAAAAUCUCGAGAGGGGAAACCCAAGCAAACCGACGGGGGUACCUCAACAUCAAACCCUGUCCACACAUCUCAUCCCGUCUUGGCCGCGGCGGGGGGGCCGGGGGGGCCUGCGGGGGCGCUAUGGCGGGAGAACUGCACCCCCCCAGCCAUUGAGCAGUUCCCCCGGGGUAUCAUGUCCCCCGAAGCAAGGAAACACGGAGGUCUGAUCAUCCAUAUCCUGAUAACAGCGUAUAUGUUUUUAGCGAUUGCCAUUGUGUGUGAUGAGCUGUUUGUUCCUUCCCUGGAGAUGAUCUGUGAUGCUCUCUCCCUGGCCGAGGACGUGGCAGGGGCGACUUUCAUGGCGGCAGGGUCUUCGGCGCCCGAGCUGGCCCCCUCUGUCAUAGCUGUCUUCGUGGCAGAGUUAAGAAGGAGGGGGGGCCCGGCUUCAACUUGGGGAGUGUUGUUGCAAACCUGA